Pararge aegeria (speckled wood butterfly) is the source of this 630-nucleotide messenger RNA. RefSeq lists its product as uncharacterized. The transcript has 4 exons. Gene Ontology annotation, cellular component: membrane. Gene Ontology annotation, molecular function: sodium channel activity. The record is from RefSeq and is a predicted model, not a curated record. The coding region runs from base 1 to 630 and encodes 209 amino acids. Gene Ontology annotation, biological process: sodium ion transport. Lineage: Eukaryota; Metazoa; Arthropoda; Insecta; Lepidoptera; Nymphalidae.
AUGCCGUCUGCGGGCGCAGGGCGCGAGCGCUACUGGGCGCAGUGCGUGGCGGAGUGCCGUCGCCGCGCCGUGCAAGCGCUGUGCCGCUGCAGCCCGUACACCAAGCCCGCCGACAACCCCCGCGCCGUCUGCUCGCUGGAGCACAUGGCGUGCCUGGACAAACACAAAGAGAAGCUGUCCUUUUUCUACCCGGGGGAGCAUGCGGAUGAGAGCCUGAGCCAGGAGCAGUCGGACUCCGUUGAGUGCUUGCACUGCCGCCCCGACUGCGCGCGCCUGCUCUACGCCGCCACGCUCUCGACCGUGCCGUACGGGCCUUUCGUCAAGAAGGCGUUCUACAAUCAUUUCGCUUACGGACUAAAGCUGGAGAACGGAACAGUCAUCAGAAUCUAUUUCAAUACGAAGUCCCAGCAACUAUACCUGGUGGAGAGCAAUUUGCGUGUUUAUGAAGUUAUUGCUUUUAUGAGCAGUCAAUGGGUGUUUGUGUUGGGCAUGACUUUGAUCAGUGUGAUGGAGUUCGUCUACCACUGCACCAUCAGAUGGCACCACCAUUACAAGCGGCGAUGGCGACGCGACAGAAACCUGCCUAAGUGUAUGGACUUUUGGGGGGAAAAUGAUUUUUAUGGGCAGUAA